Messenger RNA from Durusdinium trenchii, 748 nucleotides. The record is from the annotation of a GenBank genome assembly. NCBI's taxonomy places the organism in Eukaryota, Dinophyceae, Suessiales, Symbiodiniaceae.
CGUAGGAUUUUUUUGGCAGAAUUCAUUUUGCAAGCUGUGAUGGGCAUUGGCAGUUCCAUCGUAGAAUGUCCGGAUGAUUGGCAGUUGGACCGGCGGGUUGCUGGAGUUCAGGCUCUCAACAGCCUGUUCUUCGCAGGUGGCAGCACCGGGCGUCAGUGGGACGCGGAAGCUGCGGUGCUUUCGGCGUUGGUGCACGAACGAGCACCGCCGAGCCGGCAUGCUGAAGCGCUGGUUGACCAGCAUUGGUGGCGUGAACACCUGAGCGCCGCGGACGGUGACGCAGCCUCGGCGGCCUUCGACCUUUUUGCCACUGAUCCCGCAGGCUGCCAAGUAAACUUAUAUGAGGUCUUGACCUGUGCAGCGGUGCUUUCACUCCGCUUGCGGCGGGAAGCCAAGGCGGCUGUACUGUGCCUGGUGUGGAGCGGACGGGACGAUGGACGUUUGGGCGUGUCUGCGAUGGUGAGCUUGCUUUGCUCUCUGCUGCUCGUGCCGCCUGCGCCGCGUGCGCCACGUUCGCCGAGGGAUUUGAGGCGAAAGAGCACUCCCGGCCUUACAUCGCCAAGGCUGAGAGUAAGAACGCCAACCACCAACCACCACCCUUUGAUGGUGGGGUUCCAAAACAGUUUGGACCGAUACAACAGCCGCCAGGAGAAAGCUGCUUGGAAUUGAUGCAUUACUCUGUCCUGUCUCGUGCCUAAAGUAUAGUUCCACUCUUGUGAAGCACAGAGUCGUCUUACCCAACACUGAG